UAUUUCACUGACAUUUUGUAAAUUAUUAAAACAUAUUUAUUUAUAAUUAAUUAUAUUUGUAUUUUAUCUUACUUAUUGUUUUGCUGCAUAGUUUGAUGAAUACCUCGGUCCAUGUUGUUGCGUUGAAUAAGUAGGUUUUAGUUUAUCAAUUAAAAAUGAAUUAAGAACUAAACUGUUUCUUCAAAUUAAUAUUGUAUUUAAUUUAGAUUAAUUAUUAAUAAAACUUAACUAAUAUCAAAAACCUUGCUUGAUGAUAGUGUUGUAAUAAAGUCAACGACUUACACAAGUACUGAAAGACUGAGGAUAAUAGACUAUAACCUACUCAAGAGCACUUUGUAAAUGACUAUAAGUCUAAAAACAUUGAAUGAUUAUGAACCAGAUUUAUAGUCUGAUCCAGUGGUGUGAUAUGUGAUCACGCCAUAUUACACUUUGAUCACAGAUAUUUUUUAUAGAUUAGAAUAGGUAAAACUAUGAUCACGCCAUAUUACAACGCUACCACAGUUAUUUUAUAGAUUAGGUAAAACUAUGAUCACACCAUAUGAUACCACAACCUUACAAAUCUGUAUAUAAGUGAUCAGUAGACAUUGAUUAUAGUUAGUGUUAAAUCUCAACAUUGUCUAUAAAUUUUAUGUUUCGUCGUUUCAUACCGUAAUAUAUCCGUUUGCUACAAGUCGAUAACAAACCAAGUAACACAAUUUGAUCAGGUAAAUGUUUUUUAAACAAUCUGUUAUAUUAAAAAUUAAACUUAUACUGAUUAUCAUUUUUAUUUAAGGUAUAUUUAAUAUAUAUAUAUAAAAUAAUAUGUCGUACUAUACUAAUGUAUCUGCAGGCGAAAGCUCUUCAAAUGAUGAUAAUGAAAGUAGUAUGCUAUCAACACUAUCAUCUUCUUUAAAACCGGUAAAAAUGCAGAAUAAAAAAAGAAAAAAUGAUACUGAACCAAAAGUUAAAAUGUCUAAGGCUGGAAAGCAGCGAACAGAAUCAAUAGAGACGUACAAGGAUGCCUUAGCUAGUGUAAUUUCGAAAGGAAAUAUUGAAGAUAACGUUUCUAACUCAAUAACAUUGACGGAAGGAAAUUGCACGUAUACGAUUCGGUGUCCAGUAGCGCCAAAAUGCGAUGACUACUACGUCAUCCAACAUUAUAAAACUAGUGUUAUAAAGGACAUUCCGUCACUUGAAAGAUGGAAACAUUCUGAAGCUAGUGUGAAGUUGUAUACUAGCAAUAACUAUCCUGCCGAUAACGAAAUAUCAAAUAAAAUAAAUGAACUUAUUCGUGUAAUUUUAAAUCGAUGUUCAACGGAUCCAAAACGGAAGAUUGUAAAAAACAGUAAAAAACAAAAUGUCUAA
Molecule: messenger RNA, 1344 nt
Organism: Aphis gossypii (cotton aphid)
Lineage: Eukaryota; Metazoa; Arthropoda; Insecta; Hemiptera; Aphididae
Exons: 6
Coding region: 802-1344 (180 amino acids)
Source: RefSeq, a predicted model, not a curated record